Benincasa hispida (wax gourd) is the source of this 984-nucleotide messenger RNA. Its product is annotated as protein PAL OF QUIRKY-like. NCBI's taxonomy places the organism in Eukaryota, Viridiplantae, Streptophyta, Magnoliopsida, Cucurbitales, Cucurbitaceae. Gene Ontology annotation, molecular function: protein binding. The record is from RefSeq and is a predicted model, not a curated record.
AAGAGAUCUCUUCCCUCACAAUCUUCCUUCUUCUUCUUCCUUUUCCUCUCUUUUCUUUUCUAGAGACUUCUCUUCGGGUACGAUUCGAUUUGCACCAACAGAACUUCAUUACUUGAACUCACUCUCACAGUCUAAGGGAAGAUAUGAGGUCCGAUUCGCGUAACGGAAGGUCCGGGACCCUAAAGUUUCUCUGUAGCUAUGGCGGUAAGAUUCUUCCUCGUCAAACCGAUGGUAAACUCCGUUACGUUGGUGGUCUUACCAGAGUUCUAGCCGUCGAGCGCUCUAUUUCGUUUUCUGAAUUAAUGGUGAAGCUUGGAGAAUUCUGUGGUUCUUCCGUUACAUUGAAGUGUCAAUUGCCAGGAGGAGACUUGGAAACAUUGAUUUCCGUUACAUCCGAUGAAGAUUUGGCAAAUAUCGUCGAGGAAUACGAUCGUGCUUCUUCGUCGUUGUUGCAUCCUCUUAAAAUCAGAGCCAUUCUUUCGCCUCCGAAAUCUCUGAAGAAAAUCUCUCCUCCGUCGAGUGUGGAUUCCACUCUACCUAAUUCUCCGUGCUACGGCGUGGAUUCGCUUCCGAGCUCACCGCAAUACGGAAUCAACGAGCGGAUCUCUUCUCCUUCGUACAGAUUCAUCCGUCAGAUUCCCUCGCCUCCUAGUAAAUACUUCGUCGGACCGCGGAAUUGCCACGGAAGAACUUGUUGCCAUGGGAGCCCUAGGUUUUUGUACACCGGCCCCCACUGCACUCACUGGAACUGAGAUUAAAAAAAUCCCUAAACUCGAGGCGAGGACUCCGCAUAUAAAGUAAAAACCCUAGGUAGAUAGAUGUUGACGAAAAGAAAAAAUUAGAAGCGAAAACAGAACAAAAUAAUUUUGAAUUUUGGCUUGUGAUUAAUUGAUUGUUUGAAUAUAGCUUUAAAUACUUUCGAAUUUAAUUCAUUCGUGUGUGGUACUUGAAAAGAAAUUGAUUAAUCCGGCCGGAGUUUUGGAA